Messenger RNA from Osmerus eperlanus (European smelt), 1195 nucleotides. It is a transcript of the gene rcl1, whose product is annotated as RNA terminal phosphate cyclase-like 1. The transcript is spliced from 9 exons. The record is from RefSeq and is a predicted model, not a curated record. Gene Ontology annotation, biological process: endonucleolytic cleavage of tricistronic rRNA transcript (SSU-rRNA, 5.8S rRNA, LSU-rRNA); ribosome biogenesis. Bases 61 to 1179 code for a protein of 372 amino acids. Gene Ontology annotation, molecular function: RNA endonuclease activity. Gene Ontology annotation, cellular component: nucleolus. Lineage: Eukaryota; Metazoa; Chordata; Actinopteri; Osmeriformes; Osmeridae.
UCGUCACGUCUUAAACACGUGUAUCCCCAUGAAGGUACUUUUAGAAACAACAACAACAGCAUGGCAAGCCACGGGCUCACUUACGACGGUUGUAAUUUCUUCAGACAAAGAUUAGUGUUAUCAACGUUAAGUGGUAAAAGGGUAAAAAUAAGGAACAUACGAUCUAAGGAUGACAACCCCGGGCUUCGAGACUUCGAAGCUAGUUUUAUCAGACUCCUGGACAAGGUGACAAACGGAACCAGAAUAGAAAUAAAUCAAACAGGCACAAUGCUUUUCUACCAGCCCGGUCUGCUGUAUGGAGGGACUAUAGAACAUGAGUGUAACAUCCAGCGUUCUAUAGGGUUCUACCUAGAGGCCCUCCUCAUGCUGGCUCCCUUCAUGAAGAACCCUCUCAGAGCCACACUGAAGGGGGUCACCAAUGACCCAGUGGACCCCUCUGUGGACCUUCUGAAGUCCACUGCCAUUCCUCUGAUGAAGCAGUUUGGCGUUGACGGGGAAGGUCUUGAACUGAAGGUGGUGAAGAGGGGCGUGGCCCCGGGAGGAGGAGGGGAGGUUCUGUUCAGGUGUCCAGUCAGGCGGACCAUCCGACCCGUCCAGCUCACUGACCCUGGGAAGAUCAAGAGGAUCCGAGGGAUAGCCUACUCUGUGAGAGUGUCCCCCCAGAUGGCCAAUAGGAUUGUGGAUUCUGCCCGGAGCAUUCUCAACAAGUUCAUACCUGAUAUCUACAUCUACACAGACCAUAUGAAGGGAGCGAACUCGGGGAAGUCACCAGGUUUUGGACUGACCCUUGUAGCUGAGACCUUGACAGGAUCAUUCCUCAGUGCUGAGAUGAGCUCCAUACCACAGGGCCAGGGAGACCCUGUACUGCCUGAGGAUCUGGGGAGGAACUGUGCCAAACUGCUGCUGGAGGAGAUCUACAGGGGCGGCUGUGUGGAUUCAGCCAAUCAGAGCCUAGCGUUGCUGUAUAUGACCUUGGGCCAGCAAGAUGUGUCCAAAGCCCUGCUCGGCCCCCUCUCUCCAUACACUAUUGAGUUCCUGAGGCAUGUGCGAGACUUCUUCCAGAUCAUGUUUAAGAUUGAGACACGGAAACCCCUGGAUGAUGAGCGGAAAGGAGGGGACAAGGUCCUGAUGACCUGUGUGGGAGCUGGCUACGCCAACAUCAGCAAAUCCAUCAAAUAAAACUUUUAUAUUAAAA